CAAUACUUCCGGUUCAAAGGUCGCUCGUUGUCCUUCCCUUUCCUGGCGGCAAGGCAUGCAAGUAUACUCCUGAAACAGAUUCAUUUUGAAUGAAGUGUAUUUUUCGGCAUUGAAACGUGACUUUACUUUCUAAACAUGAGUUUGCCACUGAAUCCUAAGCCUUUCCUGAACGGUCUGACGGGUAAACCCGUGAUGGUGAAGCUGAAGUGGGGCAUGGAGUACAAAGGUUACUUGGUAUCUGUGGACGGAUACAUGAACAUGCAGUUGGCUAACACAGAGGAGUAUGUGGAUGGAGCCUUGGCAGGUCACCUCGGAGAGGUGUUAAUCAGGUGUAACAACGUUUUGUAUAUCCGAGGAGUAGAAGAAGAGGAAGAAGAUGGAGAGAUGAGAGAAUAAUGUGGGAUUUUAAAUUUGGGGUUGAAAAUGUUUUUGGAAAUGGUUUAGUUUAUCUUGGUUGUAUGUGAAGUCUAGUUUUGUUUCAUUCCUUUAUUUUUUUGUGAAUUCAUGUGUUGGUUUUUUUUACACUAUAAAAGCAUAAUUUCUGGCUACAACAUGCUGCAAAUAAAAUUAUGCAUUUUGUAUUUUG
Molecule: messenger RNA, 586 nt
Organism: Clarias gariepinus (North African catfish)
Lineage: Eukaryota; Metazoa; Chordata; Actinopteri; Siluriformes; Clariidae
Gene: snrpf
Product: small nuclear ribonucleoprotein polypeptide F
Exons: 4
Coding region: 136-396 (86 amino acids)
Biological process (GO): spliceosomal snRNP assembly; mRNA splicing, via spliceosome
Cellular component (GO): catalytic step 2 spliceosome; U1 snRNP
Molecular function (GO): RNA binding
Source: RefSeq, a predicted model, not a curated record